AUGGAGCUGAGAAAGUGGUGCUCCAGUUCCGAAACGUUGAACGAGCAAUUUCGUGCAGACGGUGUCUCCCUCGACGCCAUUGGUCAACCGUUGGUUAGAUGCAAGGUGCUUGGUCUUCCGUGGAACCGAUCUGCUGACACUAUCGUAAUGACCACUCAAAACGUGUCAUCUUACGUUGCUACGCAGCCAGCUACUAAGCGAGUUGUACUUCAGACCUUUGCGAGGCUGUUUGACCCUCUUGGGCUUCUUGGACCGUUUCUCGUCCGCGCCAAACUUCUGUUCCAAGAGCUAUGGCGGCGCAAUUGCACAUGGGAAGAAGCUCUACCUGAGGACGUGCAUGAACAGUGGAAGACCUGGACGUCCGAGCUUAGCGAACUUUCAUCGUUCCAAGUCCCACGUUGUGUCAUAUCUCCUGCAACGCAAGGCGCAAAAGGACAGGAGAUUCACGUAUUUUGCGACGCAAGCCCAAUGGCGUACGGGGUUGCCGUUUACGUGAGGUGCGUCACGUCUGAGAACAGUUUUGCUUCACAGCUCCUCAUGAGUAAAGGUCGCAUAGCCCCAUUACGGCCCGUUUCGAUUCCAAGGCUGGAACUAUUGGCCUGCUUGUUGCCAGCCAGGUUAUGCCACUAUGUCAGACAACUUCCCGAGCUCUCACAGGCCGUGGUUCACCUUUGGACUGACUCUGCGAUCGCAUUGCACUGGAUAUGUGGUGACGCGGUCCGCCAGGAAGUAUUUGUACGAAACCGCUCGUCCGAGAUUCGCCGCCUAACCAGAGGAUUUCACUGGCACCACUGCCGGAGCCAGGAUAAUCCAGCAGACUUACUUACCCGUGGCGAGCCAGCGUCCUUUGUUUCCCGCAAGACAAUUUGGUGGGCCGGACCUGCGUGGUUGACCAAUCCUCAGGCGGAUUGGCCUACAGAUCUCUGCCCUAGUCAAAAGCACGAUGACUUGCGCACUGGACUCACCUCUGCCUGUCAGAGUUUAAGCUUGCCGACUGCUCCUCAUUUGCACGAUCCACUCCUUAGGAUUAAUGAUUACGGACGCCUUACUAAGGUUCUAAGAGUCACUGCUUGGAUCAAAAGGUUUCUUCGUAAUGCGUCACUCCACACCACGUCCUCCUCCGGACCGCUAACAGCCGCGGAGUUGUGUGAGGCAGAGUUGUACUGGAUACGAUUUGUUCAGCGCUCUGCGUUUCCUUCAGAAGUCGCUACGUUAGAGGUCGGACAAUCUGUAGAGUCUGCUUCCACUAUUCUGACUUUACAGCCCUUCCUUGACAAGAAAGGUUUGCUCCGUGUGGGUGGUCGCCUGCAGGCCCUUGAUGCUUCGGAGGAGUUGAAGCAUCCUAUGAUACUACCUUGCAACGACCGGUUCACUGAACUUCUGGUCGAAGCAGCACAUGUCCGCCUUCUUCAUGGAGGAGUCCAGCUAACUUUAAUCGAACUCCGCUCCAGGUUUUCGAUUCUGAAAGGACGUCGGACAGUGAGGCGGGUAUUGAACGCUUGCUUGCCGUGUCGUGGUAGACGCUUGCGUCUGGAGACUGCUCCUCCUGCACCGUUACCGAGGGACCGCAUAACCGAAACCAUGCCGUUUGACGUAGUUGGGAUUGACUUUUGCGGACCACUGUACUGCCGCGCGUCACAAAACACUGACAGGAAGGUGUACAUAGUUGUGUUCUCAUGUGCAGUGACAAGAGCGAUCCACCUCGAGUUAACGAUUGAUAUGACGGCACAAACAUUCCUCCUUGCCUUUCGCCGCUUCGCUUCGCGACGGGGUGUGCCGUCCACCAUCUAUUCGGACAACGCCAAGACGUUCCGUUACUGCUCUAAAGUACUGCGCGCGCUCUUCGACGACUCUGUCCAAGACCAUGCCAGUUCCCUCCGCAUCCAGUGGAGGUUUAUCGCUGAAGGUGCGCCCUGGUGGGGCGGUUUUUGGGAACGGCUCAUUCGUACUAUCAAGGACGCACUGAAACGUUGCCUAGGGCGCAGUAGCCUCUGCUAUGAGGGGCUUCUCACCGUACUACUCGAAGUUGAGGCGGCCGUCAACUGCCGUCCCCUUACCCAGCUUGCCGACGACACAGAGGACUGCGAGGCUCUGACUCCUUCCCACUUCUUGAUCGGAAGGUGCGCUGUAGCCUUACCGGCUAGCAUGGGGUUAGAGGUGCCCAGUUCCACUCCUGUAGGUCUUCGUCGCAGAGUUCGACACAGACAGGCUCUUCUUGUGCAGUUAUGGACUCGUUGGAAGAAGGACUAUCUCCUGCUUCUGCGUUCUGCACACCACAGUCAACCGAGGGCACAUCCGCGAAUCCGCGUCGGCGACGUCGUGAUAGUGGAGGACAAUGCACUGCCACCUCUGGUUUGGAAACUCGGACGCAUAGUUGGUUCCUUCCCAGGAAGAGAUGGUGUCGAGCGCUGUUUCAAAGUACUUCUCCCGAAUGGUCAACAAUGGUCAACGUUUGUACCUGCGGGAAGCUGA
Molecule: messenger RNA, 2472 nt
Organism: Ornithodoros turicata
Lineage: Eukaryota; Metazoa; Arthropoda; Arachnida; Ixodida; Argasidae
Exons: 1
Coding region: 1-2472 (823 amino acids)
Biological process (GO): DNA integration
Molecular function (GO): nucleic acid binding
Source: RefSeq, a predicted model, not a curated record